UUGAAGUGCUGCGUGACCGGUGCUGAACAUCAGUAUUAUGACCAAAUCUCACACAAUAAACACCUCGUCACAUCAUCACCGGGGGACUUGCUGGAUUCACCUGCCGUGUUUUGGUUCGUGCACGACUUUAAUCCUGUCGAUACACUUUUGUGUUCUCUGAGGACAGAUGAGUGAAAGUAACGUUAAUCCGCGUUUGUGAAGAGCAAACUUUCUGUUGAUACACACGUGGAGCAGCAGGAUGUUUUGGAUGAAUUGUUCUCAGGUCACGUGACGUGAUCCUUGCAGGAGAGAAGUAGCCAAUCUGAUCUGGGAUCAGAGUGAGAGGUUUGCACAGGCUUCAGAGUUUCCUCCCGCUGCUUUCCUCUGCUAACGUUCAUACACAGCCUGCCGUGACAGCUCUUUAUCGCUCACUCUUGUAAGCUUCUCUUUGAAACACGACGGAGACAAUGUUUGGCAAUGAGAAUGAGCAGUGGGUGUGUCCCAAUGACCGACAAUUAGCCCUUCGAGCGAAGUUACAUACGGGUUGGUCCAUCCACACAUUCCAGACAGAGAGGCAGAGGAAAGCUCAGACGCUUGAAAAAACAGAGCUGGACAUCAUCAUGGGCGUCAUUCACCGUGCGGAACAGCUUGAGCUCAUUGAGCAACACAGGAUUGGGCGUCUAGUGGAGCGUCUUGAGAACAUGAGGCAUUCUGCCGUUGGGAACGGUCUGUCACAGUGUCUGCUGUGUGGAGAAAUGCUGGGUUUGCUGGGCUCCUCAUCCGUCCUCUGUUUGGAUUGCUGCAUGAAAGUGUGCACUAAAUGUGGUAUUGAGACUAUAGGUGGUCAGAAAAGAUCUCAAUGGCUUUGCAAGAUCUGCAGUGAACACAGAGAGGUUUGGAAACGUUCAGGAGCCUGGUUCUACAAAGGCCUGCCGAAGCACAUUCGCCCCAUCAAGGAUUCAGUUCUAGAUAAGAGAAAACCGGUAAUGGAAAGAGCAGCGAUGGCGGUGGUCAGAAACGCACCCAUGACCUACACAUGGGCUCAAAGCAAAGUGUAUUUGAGUGAAAGUGACGGCAGUGAUGAUGAGUUCACUGAAUGCAGCAUUGACAGAAAGACCUUCAUGUCUGAGUCAGAUCAAAGAAGAGAUUCUGAAUCAAGUGGCGGUCUGGUGCAGACACCCUUGCUGUCCAGCAUUGCCUGCCCAUCUCGAACCAUCUUUUCCACAGAAAGACCCUCUAGCUCGUUCAGCGAGCGAAGCAUCAUCACACAACCGACUUUGGAGGAUGAAGUCACAGACCAUGGCCGACUCUUACUGACUCCUCCGGCCCUCAGCCGCACCGGCUCCCUGAGAAGCACCUCCGCCAGCCAGAAGUCCGAGGGCCCAGCCGCAGACCCCAGACAGGAUGAAGAAGACCUGGACCAAGCCUUCGGCGCCGCGGCUCUCGUGUCCAGCAAGAAGGAGGAAGAGCCGGACGUGGAGGGCUACGAUUCGGACGACUCCACUACACUCGGCACUCUGGACUUCAGCCUUCUGUAUGAUCAGGAGAACAAUGCUCUGCACUGCACUAUCAACAAAGCCAAGGGACUCAAACCAAUGGAUCACAAUGGGCUGUCAGAUCCCUAUGUUAAGCUGCACCUGCUGCCGGGAGCCAGCAAGGCCAAUAAGCUCCGCACAAAGACCCUACGCAACACACUUAACCCUGUCUGGAGUGAGACCCUGACGUAUUACGGAAUAACAGAUGAAGAUAUGGUUCGCAAAACACUCAGGAUUUCAGUGUGCGACGAAGAUAAAUUCCGCCACAAUGAAUUCAUCGGAGAAACCCGAAUCCCCCUGAAGAAACUCAAACCCAACCAGACCAAGAACUUCAGCAACUGUUUGGAAAAGCAGCUUCCUAUUGACAAGACAGACGACAAGUCUCUGGAGGAGCGAGGGCGCAUUAUGAUCUCUCUGAAGUACAGCUCUCAGAAGUGUGGCUUGGUGGUGGGCAUCAUCCGCUGUGCCCAUCUCGCUGCCAUGGAUGCAAAUGGUUUCUCUGACCCUUAUGUUAAAACGUAUCUCAAGCCAGAUGAGAACAAAAAAUCAAAGCACAAGACAGCGGUCAAGAAGAAGACCCUUAACCCUGAAUUCAAUGAAGAGUUUUUCUAUGAGAUCAAGUAUGCUGACCUCAGCAAGAAGACCCUGGAGGUGACUGUUUGGGACUAUGACAUUGGCAAAUCCAAUGAUUUCAUUGGUGGAGUCUCAUUAGGUAUAAAUGCCAAUGGCGAGAGGCUUAAACACUGGUUUGACUGUCUCAAAAACAAGGACAAGAAAAUUGAGCGCUGGCACACGUUAACCAAUGAGCUCCCUGGUUCAGGGUACAAUGACUGAACUUAUACCUUCAGUGGUCACACCAGUGCCCAGACCCUCACCUACACGACGUCGAUAUAAGCCCGGCCUUUGAUGGAUAGAUCAAUACUCCAGCCGUUCAUUGAUUUAGAGACGGGUGCCAAUAUCUGUUUCUAACUAACACACCUGCUCUAACCCUCAUACUUUCCCUGGCGUUGAGUUUGCCGUUUGAUCGUUUGGCUUGACGUGGCUUUUGGGCUUAUAUUAGAGUCUAUAAUCAGCCUGUGUUUGUACAGCCUCGGUGAAAACGGAGAGAUGACGUUCCCGCAGCCAACAGGAGAUCAGAUGUGCUGUUUAAAUAUUGAAACAUACUGCUCUCAUUCUUCGUUCUCUUAGCUAUCUCUGAGGUUUAACAUGUAUUCGAGGAUGCUGUUGUUUACAGAAGUUAGCAGUCAGAGGCUCUAAAAUACGACAAUUUCCAAACAAGGGUGAAAUGAGUUCUUCUGAAAAAAAAGUAUUGUUUACAUCACAAAUACCGUUUCUGAUGUUUGUCUUAAAAGCAAAAACCACAAGAUUAUAUUUUACAGACAGAUGAUUGUAAGAAAUGAUGUGUAGUCUUUUUAGGUUUAAAAGAAAUCGUAACUCCCCUUUUUUUACAAUAGAUUUUUUUAAUAACUUGAAUGAUCUCCCAGUCAGUCAUCUAAAUGAAUGUCAUUAAUUUAUCAUAUGAAAUUAUUACCUAUAGUUAUCAUAACUCAUUUUUAGUCACAACAAAUUAACAGUUGACAAUAAAGCACACAGGAGCUUAAAUAGCCAUUUUUCUGAAAUAAAUCCAGAGAUCAAACCUUGUUUACACACUAGACACACUAUUACCCAAAAGGAACGACUCGAGACAAUGAACGAGAGAUUUUUACACCUCCUGAUUGGCUCACGUAUUUUUUUCCCCAGCCCAAUCCAUAGAUGUUUUUUUUCUGUAUUCUUCACCUUGAAAAGGAAAAAACGGGCUAAAACACAAGUUACAGUACUAUUGUUUUCAGAUUGAUUGAUUAAAAGCAUGUUUAUUAUAUUCUUCCCUUGAGGGUUUUAAAGAGUUGUAUACUUUGGACCAAAUAUAUUUUUUUAAAGGCAAUGGUAAAAUCUUUUAAAAUGUUUGUUUUAAUUUUGUGUAUCUGUUGUGUUAUUUAAUGGAUUUGCAUUUAUAUAACCAAUUUAUUGUUUUAACCUUUCUGCGUUAUUGCAAAUUCAGCAUGCUCUCGGUGGGUAUAAUGGAUGUAUUACUGUAUGUUUAAUCAUUAUAUUAAGUUAUUUUUGCAAUCUACCGGUGGAGUGGCUAUUUCUGCCCAAGAUAAAACUUCACCUGCUGACCGUUUAUUAAUACACUGAAACCCCUGAAAGCAGACCACCUGUAUGAUGUUCAUCUAAUGAGAAAACGUAACAUUCAUUGUAAAAGCCACUCCUGUGACACUUUUGUAAUCUUUGCUUUUGUAAACAAACUCUAUGGCAUAAAAACGCAUGCAAUGUUUUUGGGCUGUCAUUAAAUUAACAAAGCUUCAUGUUUGAUACUGUUGUUCUCAUCUGUAAAAUGAGUUCCCGCUCUUGGAUGCUAUAAGAAUGUCAGCCUUCCUUCUCGGACAGUUUUUGUACUUUUGAAUCGCAUUGGGUUCCUCUAUAGACUGGAUGUGUGACUGCAUGUUACAAAAAAUAAAUCUUGUCUUGUUUUGAUCAUUUUCAA
Molecule: messenger RNA, 4038 nt
Organism: Triplophysa dalaica
Lineage: Eukaryota; Metazoa; Chordata; Actinopteri; Cypriniformes; Nemacheilidae
Gene: doc2b
Product: double C2-like domains, beta
Exons: 18
Coding region: 447-2348 (633 amino acids)
Biological process (GO): intracellular protein transport
Cellular component (GO): membrane
Molecular function (GO): small GTPase binding
Source: RefSeq, a predicted model, not a curated record